Messenger RNA from Armigeres subalbatus, 1104 nucleotides. RefSeq lists its product as uncharacterized. Gene Ontology annotation, molecular function: nucleic acid binding. The record is from RefSeq and is a predicted model, not a curated record. The transcript has a single exon. NCBI's taxonomy places the organism in Eukaryota, Metazoa, Arthropoda, Insecta, Diptera, Culicidae. Gene Ontology annotation, biological process: DNA integration. The coding region runs from base 1 to 1104 and encodes 367 amino acids.
AUGAAAAGCAUCAUAAGACAGCGUAUCUGGUGGCCUGGAAUUUCUAAGGACGUUCAAGACUGGGUAGAAUCCUGCAAGGUUUGUGCCCUCAACGGAAAGCCGGAGAAGACGAGUCCAAUGGAACGCAUUUUUGUGCCUAAAGCUGUGUGGGAAACAGUGGCCAUUGAUUUUAAUGGCCCAUACGUAAAGUUUGGGGGUAUUUCAAUACUCGUACUCGUGGACUACAGGUCCAGAUUUCUUAUAGCAAGACCCGUUAAGUCAACCACUUUUGAGUUUACGAGGAAAGUACUCGAAGAUAUAUUCGAUCGUGAGGGCUAUCCCAAGUUCAUCAAAUCAGAUAAUGGCCCACCGUUUAACGGAGACGACUAUAAGCGGUACUGUGCUCAACGGGGGAUAUCCACAAUUUAUUCGACUCCACUUUUUCCGCAGCAAAAUGGGAUGGUAGAAUCCUACAUGAAAGUUAUUAACAAAGCAAUGGCUACAGCUUCCAUGGACAAAACUAACUUUGUUGAGGAGCUUCGAGAUGCAGUUAAUGCACAUAAUGCAGCAGCCCACAGUGUGACACGAAUUCCGCCGGAGGAAGUUAUGUCGGCACGCAAAAUCAAACGGGGACUCCCCUUGCUAGAACGCGGUAAAGUAUCAUUUGACGAAAAGCUAUUUGAAAGCAAUGACCGGCAAUCGAAACUGUUGGGGAAAACUCGCGAAGACGCCAGACGCGGAGCAAAAUCAUGCAGGAUAAAACCAGGGGAUACCAUAAUUAUAGAACGGCAUAAUCGAGCUAAAGGUGAAACUCGUUUUCAUCCUAAAAGGUAUAUUGUCCAGGAGGAGAGGAACGGCAGCUUAAUUGUGAGCGAUGAAAAUGGACAGGUACUCAAACGGCACGUCUCUCAAACCAGGAAGGUGCACCCAUGGCGUACUGGUUGUGUUGCGCAAAACGAUACUGGUAUGGAAACGCCUGUAACCAAGAUUAAAGUUGACAAAACGGCAAGUUCUGAUUCUUCUGUCUCCAAAAAUCCAACGCGAGACAGUCGAAAGCGCAAAACUCCGAACUAUCUUAACGAUUAUGUUCGCUCAUUGCACGAAGAUUAUACGCGUCAAUGGUAA